This is a messenger RNA of Peromyscus leucopus (white-footed mouse), 2267 nucleotides long. It is a transcript of the gene Nap1l2, whose product is annotated as nucleosome assembly protein 1 like 2. Gene Ontology annotation, biological process: nucleosome assembly. Lineage: Eukaryota; Metazoa; Chordata; Mammalia; Rodentia; Cricetidae. The transcript has a single exon. The record is from RefSeq and is a predicted model, not a curated record. Gene Ontology annotation, cellular component: nucleus; chromatin. The coding region runs from base 399 to 1787 and encodes 462 amino acids. Gene Ontology annotation, molecular function: chromatin binding; histone binding.
AAAAGCCUAGACAACUGCGCAAUCAUACUGCGGCACCAGGUCCGGGUCCGUCUCCGCCCCCGCUGGCUCCCCUGCCCCCGCCCCUGCGUGGCUGGAGCCUGCCCACUGCGGCUCUCUGCAGUCUCUAGUCUGCUUCUUCAGGACCGUCGCAGCAGCCAUAGGCGACCCUGCGUCUCCAGCUCGACCACCGUGCUUCAAUUCCUGCUAUUCCAGCUUCAGCACCGCCUUUUAUCCCCCGCUCGCUGAUUGCUAUCACUGCAGCAGCCCGGCCGCCACCGUUUGGUCCAUCUCCGCCCGGCCACCGCGCAUCUGCUAUAAUUGGUGAGUCUUCCUGCAAAGGUCAGGUCGCCUGAUCUGCGGGCUUAGCCACCAUAAGUGCUGGUGAUCUUUUGAAAACAAUGGCCGAGUCAGCCGAUUAUAAAGAACUGUCUGAAUCCAACCAAGAAGAGCUUGGUAGCCAGGUAAUGGCGGAGGGGCCGGGGGAAUGUCAGGACCGCAGUGAAGGUGCCUCCACUGAGCCUGGAGAUGGAGGGGAAGGCGGGGAAGCAUCCGCGGCUGUUGGAGCUGGGGAAGAGGGAAAAGGUGAAGAAGCUGCUGCAGGGUCCGGGGAAGAUGCAGGGAAAUGCGGGGAUACUGAUGAGGACCCAGAUGCAGAUCGUCCAAAAGGACUUAUCGGUUAUCUUUUAGAUACCGAUUUUGUUGAAAGUCUCCCGGUCAAAGUUAAGUACCGCGUGUUAGCUCUUAAAAAGCUUCAAACAAGAGCUGCGCAUUUGGAAUCCAAAUUCCUGAGGGAAUUUCAUGAUAUUGAAAGGAAGUUUGCUGAAAUGUAUCAGCCCUUACUGGAAAAAAGACGUCAGAUCAUCAAUGCAGUCUAUGAACCCACAGAAGAGGAAUGUGAAUAUAAAUCAGACUGUGAGGACUAUUUUGAGGAGGAGAUGGAAGAGGAGGAAGAGACCAACGGCAAUGAAGAGGGCAUGGUGCAUGAAUAUGUGGAUGAAGAUGAUGGUUAUGAGGACUGUUAUUAUGAUUAUGAUGACGACGACGAGGAAGAGGAGGAGGAGGAAGAUAACAGCACCGGGGCCACCGGAGGAGAAGAGAAUAACGAAGAGGAUCCUAAGGGAAUUCCGGACUUUUGGCUGACUGUUUUAAAAAACGUUGAAGCACUCACUCCUUUGAUUAAGAAGUAUGACGAGCCUAUUCUGAAGCUGCUGACAGAUAUUAAAGUGAAGCUUUCGGAUCCUGGUGAGCCUCUCAGCUUCACACUCGAAUUUCACUUCAAACCCAAUGAAUAUUUCAAAAACGAGCUGUUGACAAAGACUUAUGUGCUGAAGUCAAAGCUUGCAUGCUAUGAUCCCCACCCCUAUAGGGGAACUGCCAUUGAAUAUGCCACUGGCUGCGACAUCGAUUGGAAUGAAGGGAAGAAUGUCACUUUGAGGACCAUCAAGAAGAAACAGAGACAUCGCGUCUGGGGAACAGUCCGAACCGUGACUGAAGAUUUUCCUAAGGACUCUUUCUUCAAUUUCUUCUCUCCUCAUGGGAUCAACUUAAAUGGAGGGGAUGAAAAUGAUGAUUUUUUGCUUGGUCAUAAUUUACGUACUUACAUAAUUCCAAGAUCAGUGCUAUUUUUCUCAGGUGAUGCACUUGAAUCUCAGCAGGAAGGUGUAGUUAGGGAAGUUAAUGAUGAAAUUUAUGACAAAAUUAUUUAUGAUGAUUGGAUGGCUGCAAUUGAGGAGGUUAAAGCCUGUUGCAAAAAUCUUGAGGCAUUAGUGGAAGACAUUGAUCGCUAAAGCAGAGUAAAUGCUUCUGAAGUUAACUGCCCUACAUGCAGUUACUGAAAACAUAAGUAGUUAAUUAUAGUCUUGUGUUCUGUAUUGUUCCUGUCAUGCCAAUUUAAAAAUUCAAAUACUAAUUAAUCUGACCUUGCAUUGCAGUGAUAUGAUAUUUUGAAAACAUGUAGACUGUGGUAAAUAAUUAAAGACAUUAAUAUAGUAUGUAGUAUAAUUCUCCUGAAGUCCUUGUGCCAUGUAGCUAUUAAUCUGUGGCUAUGAAUAUUAUUAGAAGUGCUAACUGAGGCUACUUGUUUACAAAGAAAAUAUUGGUAACCCACCUAACAGUGUUUUGCUCUUUUGUCCCUUAUUUUCUUAGUGCUCUGACCAAUGGCUUUAUUUUAUUGUGCCUGCUUCUUUUUGCAGUAAAUAUACAGUAGAAUUUAAAGCUUGACUGCCUAAGAGGCCAGCAUAUGGUUGAGAAUUUCAGGCAAAAUCACA